AUGGAUUUUGCAAGUCAUUUUAACCAUACGCUUGGCUCCUUCACAGAUGCGUUGACCGGUUAUCCGACCCCUGUGUCUGUGCUUUACGAAGGCCUGGACAUUGAUUCGCUUUCCAUUUUUGAGAAGUUGUGGGUGCAAUGGUACCAGUACUGGGGCAACCCCGUCAUUGCCACUGGCGUUUUCAGUUUUGUGUUGCACGAGAUUAUCUACUUUGGUCGCUCCAUCCCGUGGAUGAUCAUUGACCAAAUGCCGUCGAUGCGCAACCACUUUACCGUGGAAUUGCCGCAGAUCUGGUCCUUCCAUCCCAUCUGCGAAUACUUUGGCUUGACCACGCAUGCUGUUCCGUUUCCCUCCUGGCUCCAGAUUCUUUGGCAGAUCACAUUUUUUUUUGUAUUUGAGGACAUGUUCCACUACUGGGCUCAUCGUGCGCUGCACUGGGGCCCUCUGUACAAGCACAUUCACAAGAUGCAUCACGAGUUUAGUGCACCGUUUGGUCUUGCUGCCGAGUAUGCGCAUCCCCUUGAGGUAUUGAUUCUUGGUAUGGGCACUAUUGGUGGGCCAUUGCUUCUUUGCGCAUUUACGCAGAAUCUGCAUCUCGUGACGGUCUACAUUUGGAUUGUUUUGCGCCUCUUCCAGGCCGUGGAUGCUCAUUCGGGCUACGACUUCCCGAUCAGUCUACACAACUGGAUUCCAUUUUGGGCAGGUGCUGACCACCAUGACUACCACCACAUGGCAUUUUUGGGCUGCUACGCAACUAGUUUCCGCUGGUGGGACCACUUUAUGGGGACAGAUUCUGGUUAUCAGCGCUGCCGUGCCCGGGAGCAGGCAGCGAAGGCGAAAGCUGCGGAAUCAGGAAAGCCUAUUGGAGUCAUUCCCAGUGCGUCCGCAACAGGUGCAAAGCUGAAAACCGCUGCUUAA
Molecule: messenger RNA, 918 nt
Organism: Malassezia vespertilionis
Lineage: Eukaryota; Fungi; Basidiomycota; Malasseziomycetes; Malasseziales; Malasseziaceae
Gene: ERG25
Product: 4alpha-methylsterol monooxygenase
Exons: 4
Coding region: 1-918 (305 amino acids)
Biological process (GO): ergosterol biosynthetic process
Molecular function (GO): C-4 methylsterol oxidase activity; iron ion binding
Source: RefSeq, a predicted model, not a curated record